Messenger RNA from Sphaeroforma arctica JP610, 235 nucleotides. RefSeq lists its product as hypothetical. NCBI's taxonomy places the organism in Eukaryota, Ichthyosporea, Ichthyophonida. Gene Ontology annotation, molecular function: serine C-palmitoyltransferase activity. Gene Ontology annotation, biological process: sphingosine biosynthetic process; ceramide biosynthetic process. The transcript has a single exon. The annotation marks the transcript as partial. Gene Ontology annotation, cellular component: endoplasmic reticulum. The record is from RefSeq and is a predicted model, not a curated record.
CGACAAAGGUGUGAGCUUCGCCACACAAAAGGGUCUGUAUGCGUCACGCAGCACAUUGCGAUGGUUUAAUCACAACGACAUGGAGGACCUCGAAGCGUGCAUGAUCGCACAAGACGAGGAAGACCAGAGGGAGCCACAGAAAGCAGCCAAGACACGGCGACUCAUAGUGGUGGAAGGGCUGUAUGUGGACUAUGGAGACAUAUGUCCACUCGAUGAGAUUGUAAGUGUCGCGUAG